Molecule: messenger RNA, 2879 nt
Organism: Pocillopora verrucosa
Lineage: Eukaryota; Metazoa; Cnidaria; Anthozoa; Scleractinia; Pocilloporidae
Product: syntaxin-5-like
Biological process (GO): endoplasmic reticulum to Golgi vesicle-mediated transport; intracellular protein transport; vesicle fusion
Cellular component (GO): SNARE complex; endomembrane system; Golgi membrane
Molecular function (GO): SNAP receptor activity; SNARE binding
Source: RefSeq, a predicted model, not a curated record
UUCGUUUUCUUUUUUCAAGUGUCGAAACAUAUUUCUCGCAAAUUUUCCUUACCUUUACCUUCCUUGAUUUGUCUAAAACGACUCACUAGUACUAUCAGAAGCUUAAGAACUACUUAGGGAAGGAAUGAGGGAUAAAUUUUCGCCGAUGUAAUUUACCCAUGAUCACUAGACGCCGCCGAACACGAUCGAGCGGUGAAGACAACGAUCAAACUCGAGUGGAAUUUUCAAGCGAAAACAACUUCAGUUCGAUAACUGUGGAUAUGACAACAUGUAGAGACAGAACCUCGGAGUUUAUCUCCGCCGUAAAAUCACUUCAAUCAAGACAGGGAAAUAAUUUUGCUGGAAACAGGCAUGACCACCAACGCCAAGGUGGACUCCAGAAAAGUCAAUUUUUUGUCAUUGCCAAGCACAUUGGAAAGGAUAUCAGCAAUACUUUUGCUAAACUGGAAAAGCUUGCCAUCUUGGCCAAGAAGAAAUCAUUGUUUGAUGACAGACCCAUGGAAAUCCAGGAACUGACAUACAUAAUAAAACAGGAUAUUACUGGUUUAAACCAGCAGAUUGCCCAGUUACAAGAGCUGGUGAAAUCUAAGGCUAGUACUCAAGGGAGGCAUCUACAGACCCACUCAAGUACAGUAGUACUAUCACUUCAGUCAAAACUAGCAAGAAUGUCAAAGGACUUCAAAGGUGUCCUGGAAGUAAGAACCGAGAAUCUGAAACAGCAGAAGGAGAGAAGAGAGCAGUUCUCCCAAGGUGCUGCAGUGGACAGCCUACCUCCAUCUUCAUUAUCAGGCUCUGUAUUGCAGAGAUCUAAUGUAGCAAGGGGCUUGGGACAAGGUGGUGACUCAGCAGUGGCCAUAGAUAUGGAUCACAUGGAUUCCGCACCCCUAAUGUCCAAUGAUAUGAGCCAAAUGCAGCUGGUUGAACAACAGGACGAGUACAUACAAAGCCGGGCGAAUGCAAUGGAGAGCAUUGAAUCAACGAUUGUUGAACUUGGAAGUAUAUUUCAAGAGCUCGCUCACAUGGUUAAAGAACAGGAGGAACAGAUUGAAAGGAUUGAUGCCAAUGUUGAAGAAACAGAACUAAAUGUUGAGGCCGCACAUGGCGAACUGUUGAAGUAUUUUCAGUCAGUGACCUCAAAUAGGUGGUUAAUUAUAAAAAUAUUCUGCGUUCUCAUCAUCUUCUUCGUCGUUUUCGUUGUCUUCAUGGCUUGAAUAUUUCUCGAACUUGAACUCUCCAAUUCACCCAUUUCUUUAUAUUAUUUUACGGAGAUGAGUUCUCUUCUUCUCGGAAAUACAUUGUACUUAUUGGUUAAAGUUGGUUUAUUUGAUGUCCAUAAAUGGAAAUUCCAGAAUAUGAAGGGCGGAGCUGACACUGGCGUGUGCCUAGCAGGAAAUCUUUGGUUUACCAUGGCAACUGUAACCUGCAUGCCUAACUAGCCAAAGUGGAUUGCAACUAUAAAACCUUGUCAAAGGAGCUGUCAAAAAUCGAUCGAGAAAUUCGUCGUGGGCCAAAGGCGUGCAGUUAUCACCCUUCUGCUACUGACAAUAUUAUACUACUACGGCACAGAUCUGGAGGAAAUGGUCAAAUAUGUAUGACAGAAGAUGAUGUGGGAAAAAAUCUUAGCCUAGUUAGUUGUAAUACCGUUCAGUUGUUGUUACUGUCCUUGCCAGCAGAAUGCGUUUCAGCAGCCAAUUUCCCCUGAGGUUCGCUUUCGAACUGUGUUUUAAGUGAUUUUUUAAUUGUGCACGAUUUCGAAAUCUCAAAUAUCAGAAACAUCCUUUAGAGGAAACCACUAGAAAGUGGCACAUGUUCGAGAAAACUUAGUGGUAACAAAGUUUCAAGCGAAUUUUCAGCAAUUGACGUUCUCAUGCACAAGUAUUAUCUUGGAAAUUUGUUCCAUAAUCGAUAAUCGCUUUCUCUGGCAAGAGUGGUUGCCCCCUUUCUAUUGUUGUAUACUUAGAAUAUUAUCACAAAACUUUCCAGGAGAGGAGAGGAAGAAGAAGAAGAGGAACUAAAGAGAGAAAAAAAACGGAAAAGAUUAACUAGAAAAAUUCCUCUUGACUUUCUAUUCUUGAUUGAUCUUUUUCUUAGUUUUCUUUGUGGGAUAUAUGUAAACUAUGAAACAAUCUCUGGUAACCCUUUUACUUCCAAGAUGCGAUUACUUAUUAACUGUUGUGACUGCCAUUUGUUUCCAUUACAUCAAGAUAAUAUCACUCUUUAGUUGGUAUACAUCUUUUGUUGGUUUGUUUUGAUUGCCUGUGCUAGUUAGUGUUUGAAAAUUUCGAGCAGAAUUUACACAUCAAUCACUUGUGGAGGUUAAAGGGUUAGCUAUGAAAGUCCUUUCCUUUUAAUGUUUACGUGAAAGCAUGUAUUGCGUAGAAGUAUUGUUUGGUUCCUCCGCGGUAGUUGGAUAGCGUCGCGUUGCGAUAUUCUAAAAAUUGGUUUUUACUUACGACGGAGUCGGGGUCGUAAUCAGGAGUGCUGAGCGAAACGAUCUAGUGAAAAUCAAACCGACGGAAUCGAAUACUGCUUUCGAUGCUAUGGAGACUGAAGACUCGGAUUGGCAAGCGGAAGAUUGUACUGGAAGGGCCUGAGAACUGGCAUUGCGAUUGGCUGGUCCUUCCGCUUCUACUUGCGACUCCGAUGAUCCAGAUUUCACAAGAUCAAAAAUGUCGGAGUCACAAGCGGAAUCAGAUGAAAAUCAGACCGUUCUGAUUCUUAUGACUUCGAUUCAGUCGAGCUUAUGACUCUGCUUACGACUCCUAUUUUCAGUUUUCACCACGUCGGAAUCGCUCUUACGAAUAUGACUUGACUCCGUCGCUGGUGAAAAUCAGUCUCAACGAAUAAAAGAGGGUUUACACCUGCAGUGAUGAUGUAAA